Cladophialophora bantiana CBS 173.52 is the source of this 438-nucleotide messenger RNA. RefSeq lists its product as uncharacterized. Gene Ontology annotation, biological process: protein dephosphorylation. The transcript has a single exon. NCBI's taxonomy places the organism in Eukaryota, Fungi, Ascomycota, Eurotiomycetes, Chaetothyriales, Herpotrichiellaceae. The record is from RefSeq and is a predicted model, not a curated record. Gene Ontology annotation, molecular function: protein tyrosine phosphatase activity. Bases 1 to 438 code for a protein of 145 amino acids.
AUGGCCGAAGGCGUCUUUCGGUCGCUCGCGAAAUCCCACCCUCGCAUUGGCGACAUCGACUCAGCUGGCACUGGCGCCUAUCACACCCUCAAUCCACCCGAUGAUAGAACGCUCGAUACGCUUCGAAGACAUGGAAUCACAGACUAUGAUCAUGGUGCCCGUCAGGUGCGCACAAAGGAUUUCCACGAGUUUGAUUACAUUUUCGCAAUGGACGCCUACAAUUUCAGUGAUCUGCAGCGGCUGCAGCGAAGAGUUGAAAGCCGAGGACAGAAAACAAAGGCCAAAGUCAUGAUGUUUGGCGAUUUCGGGGGAAGAAGGGAGGGUGAAGAAGUGAUCGACCCUUAUUACGGUGCUGACAGCGGAUUCGAAGAAGUCUACGAGCAGGUCACUCGGUUUUCAAAGAACUUCCUGGAACAGGUUGUCUACACGAGUACGUGA